This is a messenger RNA of Anneissia japonica, 369 nucleotides long. RefSeq names its product aldo-keto reductase family 1 member B1-like. The record is from RefSeq and is a predicted model, not a curated record. Lineage: Eukaryota; Metazoa; Echinodermata; Crinoidea; Comatulida; Comatulidae. The coding region runs from base 127 to 369 and encodes 80 amino acids. The transcript has 3 exons. Gene Ontology annotation, cellular component: cytosol. Gene Ontology annotation, molecular function: aldose reductase (NADPH) activity.
CGUCGUGUGUGGUUUUGGAGUCGAUGAUUUUGCAUUUUAUGCCGCGAGACGAACGUGUGUUAUAUCGCGAGGCUAACGUUGGUUUAUCAUCAAUUUUUAGGUUAUAGACCUGUCUUUCUGCUAGUAAUGUCGCAAUACGCAGUGAGACUCCAAAGUGGUGCAUCUAUGCCCAUCAUUGGAUUAGGCACUUGGCAGUCUAAGCCAGGGGAGGUAGAAAAUGCUGUUAAAGCUGCCAUUGACUGUGGCUACCGACACAUCGAUUGUGCCUGCGCUUACCAGAAUGAACAAGAAGUUGGUACAGCUUUGAAGGCUAAGAUUGAUGAUGGCACAGUAAAGAGGGAAGACCUAUUUAUCACCAGCAAGUCAUGA